Molecule: messenger RNA, 9128 nt
Organism: Saccostrea cuccullata (small rock oyster)
Lineage: Eukaryota; Metazoa; Mollusca; Bivalvia; Ostreida; Ostreidae
Product: protocadherin Fat 4-like
Exons: 41
Coding region: 1-8244 (2747 amino acids)
Biological process (GO): homophilic cell-cell adhesion
Cellular component (GO): plasma membrane
Molecular function (GO): calcium ion binding
Source: RefSeq, a predicted model, not a curated record
AUGUGUAAUGUGAUGAUCACUGUGAACGACACUAAUGACGAGGAGCCAGAAUUUCAGCAGAGUGAAUAUAAGUUCAGUGUAGGAGAAAAUCAGGAUAGUGGGACAGAAGUCGGGGUAGUGAGAGCCGUGGACAGAGAUUCUAACUCAGUUCUGUCGUACUCAAUAAAACCAGUGAAUGAGAAUUUCUCUGUGAAUUCUUCAUCAGGAAUUAUCACAACACGGAAAAAAUUUGAUUAUGAAAGCAAAGCAUCGUAUAACUUCACUGUUAAUGUCAGUGACGGUAAUCACACAAACACCACUUCUGUUUACGUGGAGAUCAGAGACAUGAAUGACAACGCCCCCGCCUUCAAUGCUUCAGUAUACAAGGCAUACAUUCCAGAAACUGAUGUUAACAAGGUUAUCUUGAAAAAUAUCAGUGCUCUUGAUGCCGACAAAGGCCAGACAGUAACAUACACCCUGGAAAACUACAAAGAAUUGUUUUCAAUAAACAGCACUACAGGAGUCCUCUCCUUAAUGAAUGAUAAUAAGACGCUGGAUUACGAGAGUCAGCAGACAUAUGUAUUGUCACUGACAGCCAAAGAUGAUGGUGACCCUCCUCUGUCAGGGGAGGCUACUGUGGAGGUACACCUGACUGAUGUAGAUGACACCUGUCCGGUCUUCACGAGGCCUGUGUAUACAGUGGCUAUUAAAGAAAACAAAACAUACCCCAGCAUCCUGCAGGUUUCUGCACAAGAUAAGGACACACCUCCAAACAAAUUAGUGUACAAAGUAAAAAAUAAUGAAAAGUUUACUUUUAAUGGAAGUAAACUAGUAAUGAAAGAAAACACUACCCUAGAUGUAGAUAAUCACCAGCCUAAAGUUAUUAAUGUUACAGUUACUGUCACUGACAAUUCUGCCAUACAUAACUGUAGCAACACAUCUACAAUCCAAAUAACAGUGGAGAACAUCAACGACAACCCACCGGUGAUUGACACAAGCUCCUGUGUGCAGCCGAUAGCUCAGAACUUCUCCGGAACUGUAUGCAAUGUUAGUGCUUCUGAUGCUGAUCUGAACAGUGGAGAUUUUACAUUCUUUCUCACACAGUCUUAUGGAAUAUUUAGCAUUGAGACCAACACUGGUGAACUUUCAGUUCUACCAAACCAGACACUCAAGGCAAAUUUUACUUACAAUGUUAACAUUGUGGUCAGUGAUCAUGGCAGUCCUCCGCUGAUGAGUCAAGACAACAUAAACAUUUUUGUCAUUGCUGCAAACAAUUUCCCUCCUUUGUUUUCUAACAAGACUGCUACAGUUAAUAUUGAAGAACAUUUGUUUCCCCAUUCUGUAUAUAAUAUGACAGCUACAGAUGGGGACAUUGGAAAAGAAGGGGGAAUACGGUACAAAUUGGUUGAAGGGGAUUCAGCUUUUAAAAUUAACCAAUUAACAGGGGAGAUUACUCUAAAUACAUUACUGAUAUGUGAUAGACCUAACAAGUUUUACACACUGAAAGUAGAAGCUAAGGACCAAGGCUUUAACCCAAUGUCUUCUACAGGGACUGUUACAGUGAAUGUUAUCAAUGUCAAUGACAAGCCAGAGUUUAUAGACAUUGACUACAAUAUCUGUGUCAAUCCUCCCAUAGAGGUUAACACCAGAAUUGCUCAAGUUAUUGCUAAAGAUACUGAUUCAAUGUGCACAGGAAAUAAAACAGAUGAUCAAAUUACAUACAGCUUAAUAGAUCCUACAAAGAACUUCAAGAUUAAUGACCAAGGAGAAAUAAUGGCUGCACAGAAUAUUACUUCUCAAAGUUUUAUCUAUAGUCUGGAAAUUGUAGCUACUGAUGUCCAUGGACUCAACAACAGCAAAACUUAUAAUAUUUCAUCUGGCCAAAAGGGGGAACCUGUGAUUAAACCUAAAGUCACUGAAGUCAGGAUAUUUGAAAAUCACACCAUCAACACAGCUGUAACAAAGAUCAGUGCAACUGGUGAUGGUGAAAUCUCGUAUAACAUCACCAAAACAUCAAAACUGAGAGAUGCCUUCAGUAUAGAUCCUAAAACUGGAGAAAUCAGUUUAAUACGUGAACUGGAUAGAGAAAGGGAUGGAAACCUUGUAGAAAUGAUUAUAGAAGCUUCAAAUAAGAAUGGAAGUUGCACCUCUCAGGUUAUUAUUCAUAUUGAGGAUGUCAACAAUAAGUCUCCAUAUUUUGUGGAUAUUCCAUACAAUCUUCAGAUUCAAGAAAAUUCUCCAGGAACAGACCAGUGUAUAUUAAAUAUUUCUGCAGGGGAUCCAGAUUUAAAUAACCAGCUAACGUUUAGUAUAGUAAAUGCCACUCUGGAUGUGUUUAACAUAUCAACUAUAGAUGGUGAACCAAAUCAAGCCUGUCUUCAAAUAAAAAGAGCACUGGAUGCAGAGACUGACCCUAAUGAUAUUAGCCUAUGGGUGAAGGUCAAUGAUGGCAUUCAUUCCAACGAUACAGAGGUGAAGGUCACAGUGCUGGAUAUAAAUGACAACUGGCCCAAGUUCAACAAAAGUUACUCUUUCAAUGUUUCUGAGGAUGUUUCAUUGGGAAGACUAAAAUCUGACAUCAUUUCUGCAUAUGAUAGGGAUGGACUGGACAAAAACAAAUUGAGAUAUGCUAUUAUAUCUAAUGAUAGUGAGAGUUUGCACUUUGGGCUGGAUCCACAGUCUGGUGUUCUCAGUGUUGUACACAAGUUGGAUAGGGAAACCAAGGAAGCCUAUUCUUUAGAUGUGACUGUUCACGACAGUUGGAAAAACCACACGGUAUCUACCUUUGUGAAUAUAACAGUACUUGAUAUCAAUGAUAAUACACCAACAUUUGUGAACAAAACCAUGACAAAUUCUGUUCUUGAGGGAAGUGAUAGCAAACAAUUGACAAUACCACUGACUGUUACUGACCCAGACUCGGGAGAAAAUGGAACUGUGACCUUUACUUUGGUAGAUAACUAUGAUGGACACUUUAAACUGGAGAAUGAGUCCAGUCACACUGCCAAAAUUACUGUUGUAAAAGAGCUGGAUCGUGAGGCUAAGGGUAUCCUUAUCACGUCUAAUGGAAGUGCCCUGUAUACAUUAGAAGUUGUGGCAGCUGACCAAGGGAAACCUUCUCUAUCAUCGACAGGUACAGUACAGAUAUAUGUAACUGACAUCAAUGACUGUACCCCUGAGUUUGAAAAAACAAACAUGGGGGCAGAGGUAAUGGAGGGCAGCAAAGAGGGGUUCUCUGUGUACCGCGUCACAGCCACCGAUUGUGAUUACAACCCAGAGUAUAAAAACCUAACCUACAAUAUAUCAGGUGCUGAUCAAGAAUACUUCAGUAUUGAGAAAGACGUAUAUGGAGACUUCCAAGUUGGGGUUAUAAAACUGAAGAAGCAGAUUAGUAUUGACAUUAAGGAGACGUAUGUAAUUAACAUCAAUGUAACAGACGGAGUAAACAGCAAUCAGACGUCAUUGACUAUCACUGUAGUGGAUGUAAAUGACCAUGAUCCAGAGUUUUCAGAAUCACUGUACAACUUCUCAACCCCAGAAACUGACGACCAACCUCAGGGGGACCAUCUCAGAGUUAAAGUUGGUCAAGUCAAUGCAACAGACAGGGACCCAUAUAAAAAUGGAGAAAUCUCCUACAGAAUUGUUACAUCUGAUGUGGAGAACCUCUUCAAUAUAACACAGGACGGGGAAGUCUUUCUGAUUGGUGAGGUGGAUAGAGACCAGUGCACCAAUCACAAAUACACCUUUACCGUGAUAGCUGAGGAUGAAGGUUCUCCCAAACGAACGGGUUUUACGGAAGUUGUGGUGAACAUUACUGAUGUAAAUGAUAAUUCUCCUGUGUUUAAGAAGACAAAUUACACAGGGUCCGUAAAGGAAAACUCACCUAAUGGAAGCAGUGUCUUGUUUAAUCCACCUAUUUCUGCUGAGGAUGAAGAUGAGUCAAUAAACGGGACUGUUGGAAUUCGCUUCUUCAUCACGAGAUCUGAUGCUGCUGAGUUACCAUUUACCAUUGAUAAAACAACAGGAAGAAUUCUGGUGAAUAACUCAGCAAUACUUGACAGGGAAACAAAAUCUAACUACACAAUCCUGGUGGAGGCCAGGGAUAGAGAAGGAGGUCAUGGCUGUCGUUCAAACACCACAAACGUGAAAGUCAAUGUAUUGGAUGCCAAUGAUAACCUACCCCAGUUCACCAAUACAAGUUACAGUUUCAGUGUACUGGAGGAUGCGUUGUAUGGGGAAUUAGUGGGCAGUGUUACAGCCCAGGACCCUGACUUAAAUUCUGUACUUACCUACUACAUAACCUCAGGAGGAGAUGGACAUUUCUCUAUCAAUGACAAAACUUCUGGAAACAUAACUGUCAGCAAAAAUUUGGACCGUGAGAAAAAAGCCAAUUACAGCUUGGUUGUAAGAGUGACUGAUGAAAAACAUCACAGGAAUGUAACUGUUUUAAUUAUCCUGGAGGAUGUAAAUGACAACUCUCCUGUGUUUUCCUCCUCUCUGCUCAGGGUCAGUGAAACAGAAGAAAGAAAUGUCUCCUACCCAAAACAAAUUUUUACUCUCAAAGCCACCGAUGCUGAUGAAGGGUUGAAUGCAGAAAUAAAGUAUUUCUUGAAUACAUCAGCUUUAGUUCCAGCUUCAAACAUAACCAAACUCUUCUUUCUAAAUGAAACUGGUGAAUUGUUCCUACGUAGAAAGUUGAACAGGGAGGAAAAGGAUAAAUAUCCAUUGUCAGUGUAUGCAAUGGAUGGCGGGAAUCGUACUACACCUGCCACAGUGGAGGUGUUGGUACUUGACAUUAAUGAUAAUGACCCCGUCUUCUACAACCAUGACCACGGAGUCAUCACGAACUAUUCUGCCAGCGUGCUGGAGAUGUCCCCCGUCAACUCCAUCAUAUACCUCCCUGUGUGUCGAGAUAAAGACGCGGGGGAGAACGGUACUAUAUCAUUUAGUUUAAGAAGUCAGAUCCCCAGUGUUAAUGACCUUUUGGCAAUAGAUCCAGUUUUGGGGACCGUGUCCAUCAAAAGUCCAAUAUCAGUGAACAGCCUGAUACACAUUACAAAUGGAACGGACCAGAACAGCCUGAUACACAUUACAAAUGGAACGGACCAGACCGUCUUCCUCACUUACAUUAUAACAGCCACAGAUGGAGGAUCUCUACCUCAUUCUACCAACUUCACCCUGGAGCUUGUCGUGAAAAAUAUCAAUGACAAUGCUCCUGUGUUUGAGAAGCCUCGCUACAACUUCUCCAUUCCAGAAAAUGCAACAGCUAAUACUGCUGUGGGUGAAAUAAAAGCGUUUGUUGUCAAUGAGACUUUCCAUCAUCUGACCUACUCCAUGAUUGAACAAGCUGAUGCCUCUUCUAACUUCACCGUCACCUCAGAAGGAAAGGUUUUUACCAAGAGAGUCUUGGAUCGUGAAACUAAAGGUCAGGUGACAUUUGCUGCUAGAGUAGUGGAUGGAAGGGUGCCUGAGAGGACAGCCUUUACUGUGGUAGCCAUAACUCUGGAAGAUGUAAAUGAUAACAGUCCAAGUUUUGAGAAGUCAGACUACCAGUAUACAGUGACAGAGAAUGAUGUCAACCCACCCCCUCUCAUUGUAACAGCCAGUGACAGAGACGAGGGGGAAAAUGCUCAGCUGACAUACUCGCUUAUAGGUGAUACAGGUGGGAAGUUUGUACUGAAUGGAACAACAGGGACACUGGGGGUGAAUGGUUCACUGGACAGAGAGGUGGAACCUUACUAUUACUUACAAAUCAGGGCUUUAGAUAAAGGAUAUCCUCAGCUUUCUUCUGUUGUCAAUGUCACAGUCAGAGUUAGUGAUGUUAAUGACCAUUCACCAAAAUUUAAUUCAUCACAACUCACAAGAAACAUUUCAGAAAACCUUUCAGGGAUCCAGACAAUAGCUACUGUAAGAGCAGAUGAUCCAGAUGCUGGAUUGAAUGGGACCGUUGUUUAUGAGUUGGAGGAUGAUCAUGGGCUGUUCCAGAUUGACUCACUUAAUGGUAUGGUGUUCUGUACAAGGCCGCUGGAUUAUGAGGAGCAGGCUGUGUACAACCUGACAAUCAUAGCUACAGACAUGGGGUCCCCGCCUCAUAGCUCCCAUACCAACCUAGUCCUGUAUGUCACUAAUGUCCCAGACAACAGGCCAACAUUUAGCAACACCCUGUACAAAGUCAAUGCCAGCAUCUCAGAUAGUGUGGGGAAGUCUCUACUGAACCUCACAGCGGGGGACAGGACCAGUUACACAAUCACAGGGGGUAACCAAGAGAAGAGAUUUAGUUUGAAUAAGGAUACUGGAGAGGUCAAAGUUCAGCGAAGUUUGGCUCAUGGUCAGGCUGAGUACUUAUUAUCAGUGGAGGCCAAGGACACAGACUCUAAUUUAACAGCUACAACAAAGGUCUUAGUAAAUGUUGUGGACUUAGCCACAUUGAGUUCAUCCGUUCCCCAUUACACAGCCUCCCUGAUGGAGAACAGUAAGGAGACUGUUGUGGUGUUUAACCUCACGAGUCGGGACCAGUACGGGGCGGGACUUGAGUACAGGAUUGUCAGGACCGACCCACCAGUGGCUAUUGGAUAUUUCUACGUUACUUCUGGUCAGGUGUAUUGUAAUCAGUCUGUAGAUAGAGAAACUAUAAGUCUCAUCACACUCCACAUAGAAUCAACAGAGAUACAGUUAUCUCAAGGACGGAAAAAGAGAAGUGCUAGAUCAGGGGACAUAAUUUUGGAGGUCAAUAUAGGAGAUGAGAAUGACAACCCUCCUUCCUUUUCUGCGGCUAAUGUAACAGAUUCCCUGGUGUUUGGAGUGCCCUCAGGGGCGCAACCUGGAGAUCUGGUGGGAGUAAUAAAGGCUGUUGACCCAGAUUCUGUCAGUGCUGGGAGGGUGAGGUACAACAUUUCUGGGGGAGAUCUGUCUCAGUUCUAUGUGUACCCUACCACGGGGCAGAUAGUGGUACGCCAGGCACUGUACCGGGACCCCCGUAAUGAGUAUACACUGAUGGUGACCGCUACAGACGAGGACGGGAAGAAUGACACAGCCAAUGUCACGGUAUUGGUGGUGCCCAGUUCCAGCUCAGUGAUCCUGACUGUACCAUUUGCUAAUGAUCAGAUGAUGUCACACAAGCAAAACCUAGCACAGAACUUGAGUGAAUUGAUUGGAUAUAAAUGUGAAUUUGAAAAAACUACAACACACACUGAAAACAACCGAAUUGAACCAUGCAGAACUGAUGUGAUUCUUCAUUGUAUUGAUCCAGCUAAGAAUUUUGUGGUUCCGAAAUAUCUUGUUCAGGGAAUCAUUCAGAACAAAAGUCAAGAAGUAACAGCCUUAUUUUGUCGGGCCCUCGUUGACCCCUCACCCUGUGGAGGUUGUGAUGAUGUCACAGUUCAGAGAAUCCCACUCAAACACUCCUCAAAGAUUUCUACCACCGAAAUCGCACUGAUUGUGAUAGGAGCCCUUAUCCUCAUAGGGGGAUCUGUCGCAAUCGCUCUAAUUCUAGCUUCUCCACAAAAAGAUGAUGAGGAUAAGAGUGACAAGCAGCCUCAAAAUAAUGUUGACAUGUGGGAAUUGGAGAGUAUGGCCACUGCCAGUCUGAGUAAGGCUACAGGAGCAGCAGCCGGAGUUGUCAACCCAAUGUUUACCUCACAGGAAGUGGAAAACACCCAGACUUCUCCGACAGCUGAGGCUGAGGUUGAAGAACAGAGCAACUCAGAAAAAAAUACGACCCGGAAGAGAGCAACUUCCUACGAAUCUCAGGAAGUAAUUCUGGAUUUCCAGGAAGACGUAAUUGACGAUGACGGCAACCACCAAAUUAACCACAGUAAUGCUGACAGCGGAGUGGAGAACGAGUCUGACUCCAGCCACUCAGGUUCCAUACAGACAGUGAACGAGAUGGAGGCCUCGGGAAGACCAUCAGAGGGCUCAGAGGGAGGAGCUGAGGGAGGGAUCGAGAUAAAGGGGAAUUCCUACGAGACAAACUCACCAGGACAUGAGAGAAAGAGCAUUUUUAUCGCCAUGGAGACAGGGGACACGACUGAUGAUGAGAUAAGCUAUGAUGGGUCCAUUGCCUCUGGAGGUGAUCAAGAGAUGAAUGAGGAGGAUUCCAUGGAUGGGGGAGUCGGGGUGGAGGAGACAGAAGAAUCAAUCAAUCAGGCAUGUGAUGAAACAGGAGAACUGAGUAAACCCUCGUCUGGGGUCAAAUCUGUCACAUUCAAACCAGGUCCCCCGGUGGUGGAGGAAUAUGAGGCUCUGGAGGAUGAGGUGACUUGUCUGUAGACAAUGAAUCACUAUAAACAGCCCAGUGCAACAUGUGCCAUGCACCACCAUAAACAGCCCUGUGCAAUAUGUGCCAUGCACCAUAAACAGCCCAGUGCAAUAUGUAUUAUUUAUAAUGAUUGUACAGUGAAAUUUUAGGUUGUGAAUUGAUGUACAUAUAAUCUUAGAUUACCUUUUUUAUGCCCCAUUAUCAUCUGCCUGUCUAGCAGCAAAAAUAUGUUAUAAAUGUUACCUAUUGAAUGGUUCAUAGUCCCAAGGCUUCUUGUUUCACAGAUAUGUGUUUCAUGAGAAACCUUUCUUUGGUUACCAAUGCUUUAACCCUGUAUUUCCUGUGACUAGACUUUUCUUUGGAUACCGUUUUUAUUUACUUGCAGUUGACAAUUUUCAUGUUAUUUUGAAAAAUUUUGACCUUGGUUAUGUGCUGCUGUAUGAGGACAUAGGUGUUACACAAACACGUGUGGUUUCAUUUCAAGAUAUAUUUUUAUUUCCAAUUGCUGUGAACAAACUUUAAUGGUUAUAAGUUGUAUAUAUAUUUUCGAAUUGCUCAAUAUUUUUUUUUUUUUUGUAAAUUAAUGUAAUAAAAUAUUAUUAUAUUUGUUGUGAUCAAUUUUGACAUUUUUAUCCCUGUAUAUAGCAUUUAAAGUACAUGUACUAUGAUUUUCUACACAUGAACUAAAAUACUCAAUCCAUCUUCAUGUAUAGAUGCGUUACUAUCAGUUUUAUUUUAGGUGUCAAGCAACAGCUCAAUAAUGUAGGAUGUAUUGUGUAUAUAGCAUUGUCCUCAAAUGUGAUAAGUUUAUGAAAAUUGAUGGAUUUGUGUGUAAAGAAAUUGUUAGAGCUGAAAAGGAUCAUUGAAAAGUAAACACAUGAGUCACAUAAAUGUA